Nymphaea colorata (pocket water lily) is the source of this 1924-nucleotide messenger RNA. RefSeq names its product cytochrome P450 76T24-like. Bases 236 to 1732 code for a protein of 498 amino acids. The record is from RefSeq and is a predicted model, not a curated record. Gene Ontology annotation, molecular function: monooxygenase activity; heme binding; oxidoreductase activity, acting on paired donors, with incorporation or reduction of molecular oxygen. The transcript has 3 exons. Lineage: Eukaryota; Viridiplantae; Streptophyta; Magnoliopsida; Nymphaeales; Nymphaeaceae.
UACCACUUUCACCUUCCAUAAAGAAGUCUACUGAGAAGAAUUUCAGUACCCCUUCCCCUUUCACCAGUCCUGCCUCGUGCCUGUCACAUUUUGAAAUAUUGAUUACCAUCGCUACCUCCAUGUUCAAGUCUGGCGUGCUUUGUAUCACACUCCACAUUACUUAAGCAACAGACGGGCCUUGGCUUCUGCACAUUCCCUCCUCCAUCAGCGAAGCCACUCCAACGAGCUGAGAAAAAUGGCGGAUCUUCUCAAUCUGUUUCUGUGGUUCGUCACUUUCUUGGCCUGCAUCUACAGUUUCCGUCUCUUCUCCGUAAAAUCCAGCAAGCUCCCGCCGGGUCCGGUGGGUCUCCCGAUCCUCGGCUCCCUUUUCCAAAUGGGCACCAAGCCCCAUGAGUCCCUCGCGGAGCUUGCCCGAGUGUAUGGCCCGCUGAUGACGCUGCGGCUCGGCUUCAAAACCACGGUGGUAGUCUCCUCCGCCGAAAUGGCCGCGGAGGUGCUGCAGAAGCAUGACCAGGCCUUCGCAGGGCGAAGUGUCAUGGACGCAGCCAGCCCAUUGGACCACUCCAAAUGGUCGCUGGGGUUGGGACAGAACGGCCCGAGAUGGCGAGAGAUGAGGCGUAUCUGCAACAGCGAGCUGUUCACUCCCCGGAGGCUGGACUCACUGAGGGGGCUGCGUGAACAGAAGGUGCAGGAGCUGCUGCUCCAUGUCCGAGAGGCUUGCCGAGGCGGGCAAGCAGUGAACAUCGGCGAGUGCGCCGUGGUGACCACUCUAAACUCCAUCUCCAACACCCUCUUCUCCCAGGACACCAUAGGCCUCGGCUCAGAGUCGGCCACCGAGUUCCGGGCAUUGCUUGGGGAUACGGCCAGUGCCCUCGGGUCGCCAAACAUCUCAGACUUCUUCCCACUGCUGAAGUACGUGGACCCACAAGGGGUCAGGCGCCAAGCAGCGGUCUACAUCAAGCGGUUCUAUGAAUUGUUUGAUGAGAUCAUAGAGAAACGCAAUGAGUUGUAUUCUACCAGCAAGGUAGAGAAGAAAGGUGACUUCUUGGAUGUGCUCCUGGAGCUGAGCACUAAGACGGGGUCAGAGUUCAAAAAAGAAUGCAUCAAGCCCUUGUUACUGGAGAUGUUCACUGCCGGCACUGACUCAGGCUCCAGUACUAUCGAGUGGGCAAUGGCCGAACUGCUCCUCAACCCGAAAAAAAUGGAGACCGUACGUUUGGAACUCAAACAGAUCAUCGGCAAAGAUCGUGUGGUUCAGGAGACAGACAUUCAGCAACUCCCUUACUUACAGGCAGUCGUGAAAGAGACCUUGAGGUUGCACCCACCAAUUCCUCUUCUUGUCCCCCAUAGAGCAGAUGUCACCACAAAGGUCGGUGGGUUCACCGUCCCGAAACAUACAGAAGUGCUAGUCAAUGCAUGGUCGAUCGGCCGCGACUCCACCUAUUGGGAGAACCCGACGGCCUUCUUGCCGGAGAGGUUUUUGGAGUCGGAUAUAAAUUUCAAGGGGAAGGAUUUUCAUUUCAUUCCUUUCGGAUCAGGAAGAAGGAUGUGCCCUGGCAUACCUCUGGCCGUCCGCACCGUUCAUCUAACACUCGCUGCUCUCAUCCAUUGUUUUGAGUGGAAGCUUCCUGAAGGGAUGUCUCCAGAAAAACUUGAUGUGGAGGAAUACUUCGGGCUCACCAUGCGCAAAGCCGUGCCUCUGUUGGCUGUUGCCACUCCUAUAACAACGUGAAGUGAAUCAAAUAGAUAUACAAGUGACUUUCUUGGUUGGAUCCAAAUAUGUAUGUAACAUGCAUGAGAAGUCCUAAGAAGAAAAUAAAUCUUCUUAGGACUAAACUUAUACUAUAGUAGUUAAACUUUCAAUAUCCUCCUGGCAUUAUUUAUGAAAGCUCAACUUUUGGUCGUGGUUGUUAAAUGGGUGUCC